Molecule: messenger RNA, 1927 nt
Organism: Paramacrobiotus metropolitanus
Lineage: Eukaryota; Metazoa; Tardigrada; Eutardigrada; Parachela; Macrobiotidae
Exons: 11
Coding region: 98-1702 (534 amino acids)
Source: RefSeq, a predicted model, not a curated record
AACGUGUAUGAGCAUUAAAAUAAGAACAAUAGGUCAUUCGACCGAAUAGCGAGACGUCACAUUUUUACUGUUAACAUGUGCUAGUUCCGGGAAUCUAAUGGAUCAGUUUCUUCUUAGCUGGUCAGCACUUAUUACAGAUAUCGUUUCUCGGCUGAACAGACCAAAGAGAAACCACCCAAGUACCUCCAACGGGAGUUGUGUUUGUAAUCAAGCCAUAAAGAUGGUUCCGAAAAAGCAGCUAGGACUGAAUGUUGGUUUCAUCGUCGUAUGCAUUUUGGCGACAACCGCUCCAAUUUAUUCGAAUAAUUUAAGAUCACAACGACAGGCUGUGGUGGACACAGUGACAACCGAAGAUGAAAUCGUCCGACCGGAUGGUGUCAGAAUUCCGGUGGCGACAUCCUCAAACACCCAAGUGUCACCUGUUGCUCCAAAUGCGCCGCAAGUUGUGGAUACGGUGCAAACCCAAGAUUCGAUCAUCACGCCGGGUGGAGCUCAAAUUCCUGUUGCUACGUCGAGUAACACGCAACGAGUGGCACGACAAUUUGUCAGCGCAAUGAAUGCUCCACAAGUUGUGGACACGGUCAGCGUCCAGGAUGAAGUUGUGCAUCCCAGUGGUGCCAUCAUUCCAGUUGGUAGUUCAUCGAAUACUGUCGUUUCUCCAGUUGUGGCUCCGGUUCCGCAAGUGAUUGACACUGUGCAAGUGCAAGACACAGUUGUUUCCCCAUCCGGUCAAGAAAUCCCCCUGGCCAGUUCCGUGCAAACCCAAGUCCAACCCGUUGUGACGCCCGUAAUCAACCAACCUCAAGUAAUGGAUACGGUCAGCGUACAGGAUUCAAUCAUCGCUCCUAAUGGUGCUGUCAUCCCGCUGGCGUCUUCAAUACAAAAUCGAGCACUUCCGGUCUAUCCAUCAUUUUACGCAGCUCCGCAAGUAAUGAGCACCAUGGUCCAAGGUUCUGCCUUGGCUCCGCGCGGAAUGAUGUUUCCUGUCGCCCAGUUAGCGGGUCAGACUUACGUUUCUCCUGUGGCAAUUCCAACCAAUUAUUAUGCUAAUCCGCGUGGUUUUUACAAGCGAGAAUUCCACGAUAAGCAUGACGGCCACCACAAGCACUCCCAUCUAUCAACAACAGUUACCGACGAUUUAAAAGCGAUUUUGGCGCCAUCACUUGCCGCUUUAAAGAAGGAUUCCUCAUCCAGUUCCGACGAAACAAAACAGAUUCAAAAGAAAACUGGAAGGAAUAACCACAAGAGCAGUUCAUCUGAAUCCACCAGUUUUGCACAGAAUGUUUCUACGUCAAGUACUAGCUUCGUGAAGGUAGAGAACAUCACCGCGACAUUUGAAGCAGCAGCCACUAAUGUGCCAACAUUUCCCUUGAACGCUACAGUGAAGGCGAUGAAUGCAUCCCUGAAAGUGGAGUUAAACGUUUCCACCAGUUUAAACACGAGCACAGAAACUGUUUCCCUGUUCUCCUCCACGACCGCAUUUCCGGAUCACAAUACGACGGCUGUAGUGAUCAUCGAAAAAGUUGCCACAUCAAUGGACCAGGGCAAUACACUGAAGGACGAAGAUCAAGAAUUCCCAGUGACCGCGGCUGAUCUGGAAAGUGCCGCAGAAAAAGUGGUCCUGUUUCCCAAGAACGCCUUUAUUCCAACGGACAAUCAAACAACAUUCAGUCCUUUCGUAGGCAAUGAAACGUUUCACUGAUUGUACUAGGCAGCUCUGCUCUGCGGUACAUGCGAUCCGAAAAGUGCAUCAUAAUAAUUAUGACGAAUGCAUGAAUUUUUUAUCGUCUCUGUAUCGUAACUGAAUCUUGACUGGUACGUAGUGUUAACACUAAAGUGACUAAACCGAAUGUGGCUUUGUGCUGUUUUUUUAUUCAGAAAUUAAUAAAUAGACCAGUACAUUCGUAGUGUGGAUUUUGGUAACAGA